AUGUCCUCGAAGGAGAGACACCCAAUUCGUAUAGCUGGUGCAUCUGGCUCGGCGUCUGACCGUCGUCAUGCCCUUGCAGCGUUCGCAAGGGCUUAUCCCACAGAUCGUGUGGAUGUGAUCAUCUCAGAUUACAUGUCGGAAGCCAACAUGGUUGUCACGGCAGUCCGCAAAGUUGACUCUGCUUUGCCAAAACCGCCGGACGCGAAUCCGCUCACAGCUGCCGGUCCGGCUUUUGAAGCUACCUUUCUCGAAGCACUGGAACCAGCUUUGAAUGACCUGGCCAAGUAUGAAAUCAAAGUCGUUGUCAAUGCCGGUGCCAGUGAUACCGAAGGCCUGUACAAGGUUGUCCUUGACAUGAUCGAAAAGAAGGGUCUAGCCUCUCAACUGAGGAUUGCCUGGAUCAGUGGAGACGAGGUUCUUCCUACUAUCAUGUCUGAUCUCAAGGCUGGCACGAGCACAUUCAACAAUAUCUACACAGGCGAGAACCUCAAUUCCUGGUCAUUCGAGCCCAUCUAUGCGCAGGCCUAUCUUGGUGGCUUGGGAAUCGCAGCCGCUCUCAGAGCCGGAGCUGGUAUCGUCCUCUGUGGACGCGUUUCCGAUGCAAGUCCCAUUAUUGGAGCAGCGUAUUGGUGGCAUGGCUGGCAGCGUGAUGAACUGGACAAACUGGCCAAUGCCUUCGUCGCUGGUCAUCUCAUCGAAUGCAGCAACUACAUCUGCGGCGGGAACUUCUCCGGGUUCAAAAUGCUAGAAGACUCACCAGGUGGGUGGGUAGACAUAGGCUAUCCCAUUGCUGAAAUUUCCUCCAGCGGUGCAGUGACCAUAACCAAGCAGAAGUCUUCAGGAGGUGCACUCACGGUUGAUACAUGCACUUCACAGCUACUCUACGAAAUCCAAGGUCCUUACUAUCUCAACUCAGAUGUCACAGCUGUCUUGCCAGAAAUCUGGUUUGAGCAGCUUUCCACCAACCGCGUUGCCUUGCACGGUGUGAAAUCUCUUCCACCACCACCCACUACCAAAGUUGGCAUCACAGCACGUGGUGGCUUCCAAGCCGAAGUACACUGGUUCUUAACCGGUCUCGACAUCCCCGAGAAGGCCAGAAUGCUGGAGGCCCAAUUACGGCACGUGCUCGCCCCCUACUCAGACAAGUUCUCUCUCCUCUCCUUCUCUACCCUCGGCACCCCGGAGCCAGAUGCCGACUCCCAAAACGCAGCAACGGUUGUUUUCCGUGUCUUCGCCCAGACCCGCAAGGUCGAGGAUUUGACGCCGCAGAAAUUCCUCCGCCCGAUAAUUGACAACAUCAUGCAAGGCUACCCAGGCGCAACAUUCCAUCUAGACUUCCGGCUCGGUCUUCCGAAACCAUAUUACGAGUAUUACGUCACUUUGCUCCCUCAAUCAGAAAUCAAACACAUCGUCCACCUGCCUUGCACCGACCCAACAAUAAUCCCAAGGGCCGAGCUCGAAAUCCCACCCCCAACAAACACGCAAACCUCCCCUCCCCACAACGGGACCCAAACCAACCAACCCGAAACCAGCAACCCAAUCCCCCUUCCAGCGCCCUCAGACUGCACCCUCCUCCCUCUAGGAACCCUCAUCCACGCCCGCUCCGGCGACAAAGGACCAGACUGCAACGUCGGACUCUGGACCCCGCAUGCCCAUGUCUAUCCCUGGCUGCGCACUUUCCUCUCCACCGCCACCCUCACCCAGCUCCUCGGGAAAGAGUACAAUCCCGAAAAGGUGAAGAUUGAGCGCUUCGAGCUACCAAACGCGAGGGCGGUGCAUUUCUUAUGCCGAAACCUGUUAGACCGAGGCGUGGGAGCGACAUCGAGCGUGGAUUUCCUGGGCAAGAACGUUGCCGAGUUCAUCCGUGCACGCGUCGUGCCGAUUCCCCGCGAGUUUCUGGUCGAGGGCAAGGCGAGGUUGUGA
This is a messenger RNA of Endocarpon pusillum Z07020, 1923 nucleotides long. RefSeq lists its product as uncharacterized. The transcript is spliced from 2 exons. The record is from RefSeq and is a predicted model, not a curated record. The coding region runs from base 1 to 1923 and encodes 640 amino acids. Lineage: Eukaryota; Fungi; Ascomycota; Eurotiomycetes; Verrucariales; Verrucariaceae.